Schizophyllum commune H4-8 is the source of this 2294-nucleotide messenger RNA. RefSeq lists its product as uncharacterized. The transcript is spliced from 4 exons. The coding region runs from base 134 to 1891 and encodes 585 amino acids. NCBI's taxonomy places the organism in Eukaryota, Fungi, Basidiomycota, Agaricomycetes, Agaricales, Schizophyllaceae. The record is from RefSeq and is a predicted model, not a curated record.
GUCUUCUACCUUUUUCCUUUCUUCUCCGCGAAAUCUCACUUUUUGGAUACUUGAUACGCAUCUAUCUACUUCCACCCGUCACUCAUUGAAGAGGGACGAUACUUUCGACUGGAGGUGCUAGACGCCCCAUACAAUGAUCCAUCUACCGAGGCAGACUUCAGCGGGGGAUGAUGCUACGGCGACGGGCACGGAUGCGGCGGGGACGUCGGACGCGACGGGUACGGAUACUGGAGAGGGCUCGCAGACCACUGGGGCUGUAGACGGGUCUACGGAUGGUGCCUCUGAUAACAACGAUGCGACGUCGGCGAACGAUACUACGGAUACAAAUACGUCGCAGCAGAACGACCAACAGGAUACCACAGCCCAGGACGAUAGUACGACGGCGACGGAGGACCCGACGACCACUACAGACUCCCCUACAUCCACCCCAACGCCGACAGAGACGUCGACGAAUACUAAUACCGAGACCACGGAGACGCAGACCGCGACCGCGACCGCGACUACUGCGACAGAGACCGAAACGUCGACAAACUCGGAGUCUACCUCGUCCACCACCGAUCGUACUACCUCGUCGGACUCGGAGACCACGGAAACGCAGACACAAACCCGGACUACUUCCUCGGAUGCGUCGACCUCUGAGGGUACAAGUACGCGGACCGAAACAACGAGUAGCCAGCAGACCACAACCGCCACCUCCGAUGCCACGACCACUGCCGACUUCAUAACGUCCUACUCAACUGUAGUGACCUCGAUCGACGGAAAGCUCACUACCUAUACCACCCCCAUUAGCACUACCCUUUCCUCCGCCACACCACUGUCUUCUGGCCAACGCACCGGCAUCAUUGCAGGCGCUACCGCCGGUGGCAUUGUCCUCAUCCUCAUCAUUCUCGGCGCAAUCUUCGUCUACCGCCACCGCAAGCGCCGCAUGGCGGGCUUCUUCGAAAAUCUCAUGCGCAGGAGGCGCGAGGGCAAGGGCGCCGGUGGUGUGGGGCUUCUUGACGAUGAAUUCGACGACGACGAUAGGGUGGUGAUGGGGCAGUACCGGGACCAUCCACAGAGCCAUCCGUACAUUCCGCCCGCGACGUACGUUCCAGGUGCGCCGCAACCUGGUGCAGCCCGAGGGAUGCCACCUGCAGGUGCCUCAACGGCAGCAGCGGUAGGAGGAGCGGCAGCAGGAGGGGGUGCUGCGGCUGCGGCAGCGGCUGGCGGCAGUGCGUCCCGGUCAGGCUCGCCACGAGCAAGCGUCAGCGGUCCAAAGUAUAACAUGGCCGCUGCCGCAGGUUCAACGCCUUCCGUUCUCCCCACGCGCGUUGCGUCCGACUCCGGAUCCAUAUUCCAUGAGGAGGGCGUUUGGCCGCCUCCAGGCGCGAACGGCACGCGCUUCGUCGAUCCAUUGGCAACAGGCGGUGCGCUAGGCAACAUCGUCGACGAUGUUAUGGGCCCGCGAGAAGGCGACAGGCCGCGAGGCGGAGGCAUCGACUCUCCCGAAUCGCCGCGCAGUCCAUCCUCGUCUUCCAUCGGCGGUACUCCACCGAACGAUGGCGCUAGCAGCAUCUACAGCACCGCCGAUAGCCCGCGCAGGAAGCCAAGCGAUGCCAACAGCGCGCGCGGCCUGCCCAAGAAGUCGCCCACGCCCUCGAUGUAUCUGGACCCCUUCCGCGAUUCGCCUGGUUCGGCGAGCGUGUUUUACCCGAUGCCGCCGGUCCCGCCGCUGAACUCGUCGAAGAUGUCGGUGGCGAGCACGGGGAGCGGGCAGAGCGCGAUGGCGACGACGUCGUACUUGCCGAAGGACGCGUACUCAAGCGACAGGUCGUCAUCGCCGACUGCUUCGCUACCGCCUGGCGCGAAAGCGCCUGUGAAGCCGAGCCCGUUGGGGAUGGAUGGACGCUAACCUCUGUUCGACCUACACCCUGGUCCAUUUCCACCGUCACUUCCUUUGAGGACCUUGCACGCUGAUUGACAUUCCCCACCAUAUACGCUGACUGCCUCAUCGCUCAUGUAUAUACUUACCCUGGAUAAGGAUAGGUAGGAGGGACAUGUUGGAUGUAACAAGGACCUCUGGAUGUAGGAUUUACAUCGUGGACUUCAUAGUUUCGACCGAGUUGUCGGGCGUCCUCUCAUUUUCACGGACAUGGAUUGUCUUAUGCUUCUACUUACUUUGUACUAUACACAUCUGCUCUGCCCUGCACUCAUAGCGCUUUCCUUGUCAUACACAUUGCUCGAUUUAAUGCGAAGUUUGUAGUUGACUCGUGGCGAAUAGAAGUCGCCCUGGGAAUGUUGAAGUCUGCAUUUCC